UCCGGGACAAGAUGGCGCCGUCCACGCCGCUUUUGACAGUUCGCGGAUCAGAAGGACUGUACAUGGUGAAUGGACCCCCACACUUUACGGAAAGCACCGUGUUUCCAAGGGAAUCUGGGAAAAACUGCAAAGUGUAUACAUUUAGUAAAGAUGGGACCUUGUUUGCCUGGAACAAUGGAGAAAAAAUAAAUAUUAUCAGUGUCACUGACAAGAGACUGGUGCACUCCUUUGACCUUCCCAAGGCAGUUUGCAUUGAGUUUUCGCCAAAGAACACUAUCCUGGUGACGUGGCAGCCAUACACAACUUCUAAAGAUGGAACAGCUGGAAUACCUAAUCUCCAACUUUAUGAUCUGAAAACUGGGGUGUGUUUGAAGUCUUUCAUUCAGAAAAAAAUGCAAAAUUGGUGUCCAUCCUGGUCAGAAGAUGAAGCUAUUUGUGCCCGAAAUGUUAACAAUGAAAUUCACUUCUUUGAAAACAACUUUGAUACAAUUGUAAAUAAAUUGCAUUUGCAAAAAGUUAAUGAUUUUGUCUUAUCACCUGGACCCCAACCAUACAAGGUGGCUGUCUAUGUUCCAGGAAGUAAAGGUGCCCCUUCAUUUGUUAGAUUAUACCAGUACCCCAAUUUUGAUGGACCUCAUGCAGCUUUAGCCAAUAAAAGUUUCUUUAAGGCGGAUAAGGUCUCGAUGCUGUGGAAUAAAAAAGCUUCUGCUGUGUUGGUAAUAGCUAGCACAGAGGUGGACAAGACAGGUGCUUCCUAUUAUGGAGAACAGACCCUGCACUACAUUGCAACUAAUGGAGAAAGCGCUGUCGUGCAAUUACCAAAAAAUGGCCCCAUUUACGACGUCGUUUGGAAUUCCAGUUCUACUGAGUUUUGCGCUGUCUAUGGCUUUAUGCCUGCCAAAGCAACCGUUUUCAAUUUGAAAUGUGACCCUGUGUUUGACUUUGGAACUGGUCCUCGCAAUGCAGCCUACUACAGCCCUCACGGACACAUCCUAGUCCUUGCUGGCUUUGGGAACCUUCGGGGCCAAAUGGAAGUGUGGGAUGUCAAAAACUACAAACUCAUCUCUAAACCAGUGGCCUCCGAUUCAACAUAUUUCGCCUGGUGCCCAGAUGGCGAGCACAUUCUCACGGCCACCUGCGCUCCAAGGCUUCGUGUGAACAAUGGGUAUAAGAUCUGGCAUUACACCGGCUCCGUCCUGCACAAAUACGAUGUGCCCUCCAAUGCAGAAUUGUGGCAGGUCUCUUGGCAGCCAUUUUUAGAUGGAGUAUUUCCAGCCAAAAAAAUCACUUAUCAAGCAGUCCCAAGCGAUGUGCCAAGGGAAGAACCUAAAGUUGCAAGUGCUUACAGACCCCCAGCUUUAAGGAAUAAACCAAUCACUAAUUCCAAACUGCAUGAGGAUGAACCCCCUCAGAAUAUGAAGCCACAACCAGGAAAUGACAAGCCAUUAUCCAAAACAGCGCUUAAAAAUCAAAGGAAGCAUGAGGCUAAGAGAGCUGCGAAGCAGGAAGCAAGAAAUGACAAGAGUCCAGAUUUGGCAUCGCCUCCUGCUUCACAGAACACACCUCACAAUCCUGUGUCUCAGUCAACUUCUGGGGACCCUGAGACAGACAAGAAAAUCAAGAACCUAAAGAAGAAACUGAAAGCAAUUGAACAACUGAAGGAGCAAGCAGCGGCCGGAAAACAGCUAGAGAAAAAUCAGUUGGAGAAAAUUCAAAAAGAGAAAUCCCUUCUCCAAGAGCUGGAAGAUUUGGAACUGGGUGUUUAAAGAAUCACAGAAAGCAAGUGGGUAACCAGGAAUCAGCAAAAACAGAUCUUUUGUGAACCCCCUGGUUAGACAUGGGGCACCUACAGCUGGCCUCUCUUGCUCAUCUCUAACUACAAUCAUUUAGCCACCAACUCAGCCCAGUCGAAUGUAUUUAAUAAUGUCUAUUAAAUUGAUUUUU
Molecule: messenger RNA, 1944 nt
Organism: Suncus etruscus (white-toothed pygmy shrew)
Lineage: Eukaryota; Metazoa; Chordata; Mammalia; Eulipotyphla; Soricidae
Gene: EIF2A
Product: eukaryotic translation initiation factor 2A
Exons: 14
Coding region: 12-1766 (584 amino acids)
Biological process (GO): translational initiation
Cellular component (GO): cytosolic small ribosomal subunit
Molecular function (GO): tRNA binding; mRNA binding; translation initiation factor activity
Source: RefSeq, a predicted model, not a curated record